AUGGCCCUCCCGCUCUCUCUCCUCACGGCCCUGGUGGUGAUCAGCUAUGGCCCUGGGGGAUCUCUGGGCUGCAACCUGUCUCCAAACCACGUCCUGGUCACCAGGGAGAACAUCGUGCUUCUGGGACAAAUGAGGAGAAUCUCUCCUUCCCUCUGUCUGGAUGACAGAAAAGCCUUCAGAUUCCCCGAGGAGGUGGUGGAUGGCAGCCAGGUGCAGGAGACCCAGGCCAUCUCUGUCCUGUGCGAGCUGCUCUGGCAGACCUCCAGAGUCUUCCUCACAGAGCGGUCCUCUGCUGCCUGGAACACGACCCUGCUGGACAAGCUCCGCACUGGACUCCACUGGCAGCUGCAAGACCUGGACACCUGUUUGGAGCAGGAGACGGGACAGGCAGAACCUGCCCUGGGAAAGAAGGACCCUACGCUGGCCGUGAAGAGGUACUUCUUGCGCAUCCGUCUCUACUUGAAAGAGAAGAAAUACAGUGACUGUGCCUGGGAGAUUGUCAGAGAGGAAAUCAUGACUUGCUUCUCUUCAUCAACAAAAUUGCAAGAAAGGUUAAGGAAGAAGGAUGGAGACCUGGGGUCACCUUGAAAUGAUUCUCACUGAUGAAUGUGCCAUAUCAUCCUUGCACAUGUAUUUCUGGUGAUUUCAAAAGGCUCUUAUUUAGGCUUCAGUUACAGAAUUGAUUGAAUUUAAUGUAGCAGUUCUUUUGGCAGAGCAUUCAUCAAGAAUAUGUUAAAAAAUUCAGGUCCAGUGUCAUGGGUCCCUAAGAGGUGACUGCCAUUGUGCUUG
This is a messenger RNA of Hipposideros armiger (great roundleaf bat), 789 nucleotides long. RefSeq names its product interferon omega-1-like. The coding region runs from base 1 to 588 and encodes 195 amino acids. Gene Ontology annotation, biological process: defense response. Gene Ontology annotation, cellular component: extracellular region. NCBI's taxonomy places the organism in Eukaryota, Metazoa, Chordata, Mammalia, Chiroptera, Hipposideridae. Gene Ontology annotation, molecular function: cytokine receptor binding. The transcript has a single exon. The record is from RefSeq and is a predicted model, not a curated record.